Molecule: messenger RNA, 2722 nt
Organism: Talaromyces proteolyticus
Lineage: Eukaryota; Fungi; Ascomycota; Eurotiomycetes; Eurotiales; Trichocomaceae
Product: RNA dependent RNA polymerase-domain-containing protein
Exons: 4
Coding region: 22-2343 (773 amino acids)
Biological process (GO): siRNA processing
Cellular component (GO): nuclear RNA-directed RNA polymerase complex
Molecular function (GO): RNA-directed RNA polymerase activity
Source: RefSeq, a predicted model, not a curated record
AUCACCCUUCGCGGCCCGGAGAUGGAGCCUAGGAACCGCGUCCUCCGGCGUUUUCCUAACCACCACGAGUAUUUCAUUAGAGCGCAAUUCUGCGACGAAGAUGGACAGGAUGUCUACUUCAACUCCCGUGUGGAUAAUGAAAAGAUCAUUCAUCGGUUCAAGUCGAUUUUCAACCAGGGUAUUGAGAUCGCCGGGCGGACCUACGGUUUCCUUGGCUUCUCGCAUUCGUCACUGCGAUCGCAUUCGGCUUGGUUCUCCGCCCCGUUCGUCGACGACAACGGCACUUUCCAAACGUAUUUUUCCAUCAUCAAGGCGCUAGGGGACUUCUCCCACAUCACGUCGCCGGCCAGGUGUGCCGCGAGAAUCGGCCAGGCCUUCUCGGAGACGCCUUUUGCGUUGCCACUUGAAGACAACGAUGUACGUGUUACGGAAAUUCCGGAUGUCAAAUCUCUGGAUGGCUCUCGCGUAUUCAGCGAUGGCGUCGGGACCAUUUCUCGGUCAGUUAUGGAAGCCCUGUGGGUCAACCUCCCGUCCGAGAAAGGAAGGCCAACCUGUUUUCAAAUCCGUCUUGGAGGUGCAAAAGGCAUGCUCGCACUGGAUCCUUGCUUGACCGGGUCUGUCAUCUGUGUGCGUCCUUCAAUGGUCAAGUUUCCCAGCAAUGCAAUGCAGGACCUCGAAAUCUGUGACGUGGCAUCCAGGCCUAUUCCACUCGUGCUCAAUCGACAGGUGAUUAAAAUCAUGGAAGAUAUGGGUGUGCCGGUUGACUGGUUUUUCAAGCUACAGAAACGCUGCCUAUCGGAUCUACACGCAGCGACAGCCACAACCGCGGCGGCAGCCAAGUUCAUUAAACGACAUGACAUCGCUCCGGCGCUCCGACUGCACAGGCUACUUCAGCGCUGUGACUUCCUACACAUGGACUACCGUGAAGAGCCUUUCAUCACUUCCGUCGUAGGCGCUGUGGCCCUCAGCGAGUUGCGUCUGCUGAAACACAAAGCCCGCAUUCCCGUCAGCAAGGGCACAACCUUGUAUGGCAUUAUGGACGAAACAAAUUUCCUCCAGUCAGGGCAGGUGUACAUCACAUAUGAUACACUGGGCGAUCGUUUCGAGUUCCCCCCUCCGCCAGGACUAGUACUAGUUACACGAUCUCCAGCGCUAUGUAACGGCGAUAUCCAAAUUGCCUACAACAACCCACCUCCCGCGUCUCAUCCGCUGCGCCAGCUUCGGAAUUGCAUCGUGUUCAGCCAGCUCGGCCAACGCGACUUACCCAGUCAGCUCAGCGGGGGGGAUCUUGACGGUGAUCUGUACAAUAUCAUUUGGGAUACGGAAGCAAUCCCGCAGACCACUUUCAGUCCAGCCGACUACCCGAAUGUCCAGCCCAUGGAUAUAGGAAGGCCAGUGGGCAAGGAUGACAUGGCCGACUUCUUCGUAGAUUUCAUGAAGACGGACUGUCUGGGCGUUAUCGCAACGCGCCACAUGAUUAUCGCCGAUCAAGAGAAGUUGGGAACAUCACAUCCAAACUGCAAGAAGCUGGCGCAGCUGCAUUCCGCCGCCGUAGAUUUCUCCAAGACGGGAAACCCAGUUAACAUAAAAGAUCUGCCCUGGGCAAAUCCACACAGGCCUGACUUUCUAGCACCCGGACCGCAGACCAAGUUGCGUGACAGAGCUGAAAUCGACCUGGAAAAGUACAUAAUUCAGCCCAAGGAAGACGAAAUUAUGCGGCCUGUAUAUAAAUACUACAAAUCGAAUAAAUUACUUGGAAAGCUGUACCGCGCCAUCGACGAGCAAAAGAUCUGGAAGCAGAAUAUCCGUCCUAUGCGUAUCGUCGCAACAACCUCAUUUUGGAGUCGGUUCAUCCAAGGUGUGAUCACAAAGUGUAACAGACGCGGGCCUAUUCGCUGGCUAGACCACUGCGACACUGCUCGGCGCCUUCGAGUUGUGUACGAAGAGGCUGUUUUCUCAGCCAUGAGCAACUUCUCCGAACAUCCAGUAAAGCCAAUUAGCGAACUGGAAGUCUUUAUUGGCUGCAUUCUGAAUAAUACAGGUGUCCAGACGCGCCGCCAGCGCGAGAGAUCCAUCAGACUCAAAGACGAGUUUGAUCGCAUUACUGCCUUGAUUAUGGCUCAAUUGAGGCCCCAUGGCAAUACCGUUGUUCCCCUGACGGGUUACGAAUCUGAAAUGGACGCUUUAGAGUUAUGCUUAGCUUGUGUACAUAUAGGUGGCGAAAGAAGCUCUUUUGCCAGCGAACGGUACCGCCGUGACGGAUCGGGUGAGCUGGGGAGCUUUCGGAUUGUCGCAGCGUGCGCGCUACUGGCCGAGGCAGAUAUGUUCGAACAGGGCAAAUAGGGGAGUGAUCUGUGAUGAGGGUCAGGCAUCAGUUUAUAUGAUAGAAAUCUCGGUACUAGAUACUAGCAUUCAAGUUUUUUUUAUUUCAAAACACGCAUUCCGAAAUGGAAAGCGUUUAAUGGAAUACCCAAGCACCCAACUUCAAAGGCCUGGACAAAAUCUUAGCUAUCCUUUAUCUUCGUUCUAUGUCCGGCAGGUGGUAGACACGUGUCGGGGUCCAGGCUUCUCGUGUUCCAGUGACAUGGUAGAUCAACACGCCAAAAAAUGGGAAGCAGGCAUCUUGGCUAUUCGUUGUUGACGUUGUAGGAAGCGUGUCAGAGUUUUACGACGCGUCAGGAUUGCAUCCAGCCACACUGGGUCACCACCCCCAUCUCCAUCG